Messenger RNA from Colletotrichum godetiae, 1700 nucleotides. Its product is annotated as rhamnogalacturonan lyase. The record is from RefSeq and is a predicted model, not a curated record. The coding region runs from base 1 to 1572 and encodes 523 amino acids. NCBI's taxonomy places the organism in Eukaryota, Fungi, Ascomycota, Sordariomycetes, Glomerellales, Glomerellaceae. Gene Ontology annotation, biological process: pectin catabolic process. Gene Ontology annotation, molecular function: carbon-oxygen lyase activity, acting on polysaccharides; carbohydrate binding. The transcript has 8 exons.
AUGCUGUUCCUUUCGUUCCUGUGCUCGCUCUUCUUCCUGCCGGCGGUCUUCGCGGCCUGGGGCUGGACUGACAAUGGCUCAGAGUAUGUCAUUGACAGCGGUUCUGACCUCGUCAUCAAGGUGACCAAGUGCUGCGGUGACAUCUCUUCGCUCAACUAUAAGGGCGUCGAGUAUAACGGCUGGGGCGGCAAGAAUACCCACGUUGAAUCAGGACUCGGUACCAGCACGGUCAGCAUCACGAGCUACAGCAAUGUCAUCAAGGUCUCGGUCGUCCACGGCACUCUCAAGCACUGGAUCUUCGUCCGCUACGGAAACAACAAUGUGUACCUCUUCACGAACAAGGCAGACGACUCCGUCUCGGCCAUGCGCUACAUUGUUCGCAUUCCGGGCGGAAUUUUCUCCCACGACUCUACCGAGAGUGACUUCUAUGAUGCCAGCAGCACCAUCAUCGAGGCCCAGGACAUCAACGUCAACAGCGCUGGCUUGACUAAGAGCAAGCACUACCAAGGCUCCAACUAUGGCCGAAGCAACCACGAAAAGGCCAGCGGCGGGCCCUUCUUCCGGUCUCUUGUCCGUCGCGCGGACCCGACUGGUGAGGACUUGUACGACAUCUACUACUACAACAUGGGCCACACCGAUCCCAUGCGCACCGGUCUCCAAGGCCCCUCCGUCCUGGCCUUUACCGCUGGCGAGGACCCCAACAGCAACCUCUUUGCCCGCAAGGCCGACUGGUCCUGGUUCGAUGACCUUGGUCUCGAUGGCUGGGUUCCCGCCUCUGGCCGCGGCUACGCCUCCGGCGUCGGUCUCUCUAACAUGAAGUCUGGCAAGACAUACGUCGUCGGGCUGUCCAACUCCGCCGCCCAGUACUGGGGAACCGCCGGCUCCGGCGGCGCCUGGUCCAUCACCAAGAUCAUUCCCGGCACCUAUACCCUGACCGUCUACAAGGACGAGCUCGAGGUCGCCACGUCCUCCGUCACCAUCAAGGCUGGCGCCGGUACUGCCGUCAACACCAUCACCUGCGUGGACCCCCAGGAUGACGCUGUCAUUUGGCGCAUCGGCGAGUGGGAUGGAACCCCCAAGGGCUUCUUGAACUUUGAGGACACCCCCAUGAAGCCCACUUACAUGCACCCCUCCGACACCCGCAUCUCCACCUGGAAUGCGGGCAACUUCAUCGUCGGCACCCACAGCGCCAACCGCUUCCCCGGUUACAUGUGGAAGGAGGUCAACAGCGGCUACCUCGUCUACUUCAAGCUCACCACCGCCCAGCUCGCUGCCGGCCACACCGUCCGCAUCGGCAUCACGGAGGGCUACAUCGGCGGCCGCCCGGCCAUCAACGUCAACUCGUGGGCCUCGGCCCUCCCCGCGGCCACCAACCAGGCUAGCACCCGCUCGCUGACCGUCGGCACCUACCGCGGCAAUAACGUCAAGCUGACCUUUGCCGUGCCGCAGACCGCCUGGAUCCAGAGCACGAGCGAGUGGCAGAUCCUCACCAUCAACGUCAUUAGCGGCAGCACCGGCGAGAAGUACCUCAGCGCUGGUGUCAGCUUUGACGCUGUUGAGCUUCUGGCUUAGACGAAGUAGGACGGCAAUAUCAACCCCAAGGCUGUGGGAGAACGUUGAAGGUUUGACGACGCUUUGGACUUUGGGCUGCUGCAGCUCGGUGCUUUGCUGUCACUCAUCGUCUUCUGUGCCAUUUUUUC